AUGCAAGAAAGAAAAGGAAAAGCACUAUUACGAACACCAAAAAACAAGAAAAAACAAAUUAUAGAUCUUAUAGAAAAAAAAAAUCUGGUUGAUAUACUCAAGAUAGCGAACCACCAGGAACACAUAACAACUUGGGCAAGCAGAGAAACAGAAUUAUACAAGAGAAAAGUACCUUUUGCAAGACUUCGCAAAAAAGAUCAAGCUAGGGUCUGUAUAGAUCUUAAAAAAAUAACUGAAGAGGACUGGAACAAUUAUAAAGAAAAACUAGAAAAAGAAUUAAAGAAACUCUUUGGAAAUAAAGAAAAAAGUAGAGAACAACAACAACUACCCAGCAUAACAAACUUACAAAAAAAUACACCUGAACUUCAAGACCACCAAAUUGAAAAUGAGGAGUUGAAGGAUUUGAGGAAAGAUAUAAGAGUAAUGGGAAAAUGGUGUCGUAAGCUCAAAAAACUCUCACAUUUUGAAAAUACAACAAACUCAUACGAAGAGCAG
Messenger RNA from Dentiscutata heterogama, 495 nucleotides. Lineage: Eukaryota; Fungi; Glomeromycota; Glomeromycetes; Diversisporales; Gigasporaceae. The record is from the annotation of a GenBank genome assembly.